AUGGUGCUUGGCCUCCGAACCAAGACAAGGAAGGAUUCUGCCUUCCAUGUGGAUUUCAAUAUUCUCAUCCAAGAAAUCAGCCCAUGGCCUCCUUCUGAAUCCCUGAAGUCUUUGCGCUCCGUAGUACUCUUCUGGGAAAAUGGUGAGCGCAAUUCAGGGAAGACGAGCACUGUUGCGCCUUCAAUUGGGUCAGGUUCCGCAGCAGGGAAGAUUGAAUUCAAUGAGUUCAUAAAUCUACAGGCUGUUUUCCAGAAGGAGGGGUCAUCCAAGAGUGGAAAGUGGCAGAAGAACCUGCUUGAAUUGAACUUGUAUGAGCCGAGGAGGGAUAAGCUGAAGGGCCAGCAUUUGGGGACUGCAACACUAGACCUUGCAGAGCAUGCAAUGUUUCAUGAGGACACCAGUGUUCCUGUGCCUCUCAGUUCCAAGAGAAGUUUCAAAAACAAUGCCCAGCCCAUGGUUUACCUUCGAAUCCAGCCUUUGGAUGGAGAUAACUCAAGCGUUUCUUCAAGAGAUGCAUUAUCAAAAGAGGCAUCAAUUGAUAAAGAUUCAAAGGAAUUCGUCUCGGCAACGAUGAGUCAGGAGUAUACUGAAGAUACAGAGUUUGCUUCCUUUACUGAUGAUGAAGAAGCAGCAGCUCCAUACAUGUACCACUCGGGUGGAACUGCUCUCACAGGUAGCAGUAGAUCUCAGGAAUCCCUCAAGGGGAAGGAUAUCAGGUUAUCUGGUAAUGAAGGUACCAGCUCAUCGUUGGACUCCCAGCAUGAAGCAACGUCAUCCAGUAUGAAAGUGAGGAGUGAAGAAGUUGAAAAGUUUCCAAUUCAAGUACAGAAGCAAAAUGGCCAUCCAGCAAAUCUGUCUCUCUCAUCAGAUUUGCCCAGAGAACAAAAUCCGUCUCUUCCACCACACAAUGCAUUCAGAAGUGGUCGUAAAAUGUCAUUUGCGUAUGGUAUGACUGAAUCUAACCAAAGACAGUUUGGGGAGAGAACUUAUAGCACUUUAACUACUGAUAGAGCAAGGAAUAUGAGGUUCAGUAUGAGAGUUCCAGAUGUUAAUGGAAGUGUCAUAAAUAAGAAAGUUGAUUCCCAAAAGGAAGAAGUGAAAGAAGUUGAUUCCCAGGAUAUUGCAAUUACUCAUGAGAAUAAGGCCAGUGCUGAUGAUGGAUUGCAAGUCCAGGAGCCAAUACACAUUUCAAAUAAUCGAAAUGACAACAAAGUUCGAGAACUAGAACUUAAAAUUGAGUUGCUUGAAGCAGAGCUAAGAGAAGCUGCUGCUGCUGAGAUAGGCCUUUAUUCAAUAAUUGCAGAACAUGGUAGCUCAGUAAACAAGGUUCAUACACCAGCACGAAGGCUUUCCAGGCAUUUUGUGCAUGCACUUAAAAACUGUUCAAGAGACAAGAUGGGAAGUGCAGCAAGGAACGCAACCUCUGGGCUGGUUUUGGUAGCAAAAGCUUGUGGAUAUGACAUUGCAAGGUUGAGUUUCUGGUUGUCAAACUGUGUUGUAUUGCGAGCAAUUGUUACUGAAACUUCUAGGCAAUCGGGCACUGUAAAUAGCAUCAGUUCUGGUGAUUAUAAUUCCAAGACAACAUACAGGAAAAACUCUGCAUCAAUGUGGGAGUCACUUAAUAGGAAGAAAGGAAAAUUACUUUCCCCUGAGUUUGAUAACUGGGAAGAUGUUGACACAUUUAUAGCUGCACUAAAGAAGAUCGAAUCAUGGAUAUUUUCACGAAUUGUUGAAACCCUUUGGUGGCAGACAUUCACACCACAUAUGCAAUCUGCCAAUAUAACUGGUGAUUUGAAAAGUAUUCCAAAUCCAAAGAAAAGCUAUGGAAGAAUUACUGUUGUGGGCAACCAGCAACAAGCAACCGUAUCAACAGACAUAUGGAAGAAGGCCUUUAAGGAAGCGUCAGAAAGGCUUUGCCCAGUAAGGGCAGCUGGACAUGAGUGUGGAUGUCUGCCUAUGUUGACCAAAUUGGUGAUGGAGCAGUGCAUAGCUAGGUUGGAUGUAGCAAUGUUCAAUGCUAUUUUGCGCGAAUCAGAUGAUGAAAUUCCAACAGACCCAAUAUCUGAUCCAAUAACAGAUCCUAAGGUUCUCCCGAUCCCAUCUGGGAAAUUCAGCUUCGGUGCUGGGGUCCAACUGAAAAAUGCAAUUGGCAGCUGGUCUAGAUGUCUUACUGAUUUGUUUGGCAUGGAUAUGGACGACUAUCCAGAAGCUGAGAAUGGGAAUGGUGAAAAUGGCUUUGGUGAAUCUCUAAAGCCAUUCUAUCACCUAAAUGCACUGAGUGAUCUCCUGAUGCUCCCCAAGGAUGUGCUCAUGGAUACCAGUAGCAGGAAAGAGCUUUGCCCUACCUUUAGCUCAUCAAUCAUCAAGAACAUCCUGGAUGUCUUUGUACCAGAUGAAUUUUGUCCAGAUCCCAUUCAAGGUUCUUUACUUCAAGCACUAGAGUUGGAGGACCACCUGGAGGUUAACAAGGGCAUACGGUUGAUCCCCUGCAGCGUGUCGCCAAUUUUGUACAAUGCCCCUGCAUCUGGGGCAAUACUAAGUGUCAUCGGUGAUCCUAGGAAGAGCGGGUCCACCAUCCUUCGCAAGUCCAACACGAGCGAUGACGAGCUUGAUGAGCUGAGCUCCCCACUUACCUUCAUCUCCAACACCUCAUCAAACCCGCUUGCAAAGCUGAAGCGGAUCAGCAACUCGAGCACAACGAGGUACAGGCUCCUCCAUGAGGUGUGGAAGCUGGAUGACCAGUAG
Messenger RNA from Miscanthus lutarioriparius, 2745 nucleotides. The record is from the annotation of a GenBank genome assembly. Lineage: Eukaryota; Viridiplantae; Streptophyta; Magnoliopsida; Poales; Poaceae.